GAUAUGUGUAUGUGUCUAAUAAGUCACAUUUGUAAUUCUCUAAAAAAAAAAAAUGUCACAUGCCAUCUCGUGUUAUAUUUUAUUUGGCAAAGCCUUUCUCUUUUAAAUAAUGCUUAUGCAUUGGCAAUGGUUGAAUACUCUUCUCCAACAUUACAUUGUUACGAAACAAUUCAUAACUUCUUUGCGGUUCAUAAAUGCCUGCAGAACUCAUACAUCCAGUGGGCCAUAUUUCCCAUUCUGCUUCUUUAGUUCAGCAUGGCUUGAGAUGACCAAGAAAGUAUCGGUAAUGACGGCUCUCUGCGUUCGCAGCAGCCCCUGUCAUCGAGGCGUUUGGCAGGUUUUUUUCAGUGACCAUGCCAAGUAAACACUUCUGAUUCUUGCGGUGAAACUGAUUCAUUUGAGGCGGUGUGCAAGCUUGUUGGAUGCUGGCAGGGUGGUGCUCUGUGGGGUACAUUUGGGAACCUUUUAUGCUUAACAUAUUUCAUUUUCUGCAUAGGCAGUCAUAUUUAUGUCAUAUCUACCGUGCUGUUGAGUUUCACCAUGCCUGCUAAAAGGUAAGUAAUAUAGGUCUUCCUUAUAAAGCAGUGUGCUUGUAGUUUGGUGGCAGAUUAAAUCGAAUGCAGUAACUUCAUUUUCAGAGAUAUGUAAUUUUGGGCGUUGUAGGUAGCAGUUAUCAUUGAGUUGAUGUACGCUGUCAAUGAAGCAAAAAAAAUCUUAAGACAUCGUCGGAGCAUUGCAUUCAAUGUCCCCUCUAUUACUGCCAGUUUUACAAGCUUCACUUGAUAUGGCAGGUUCAUAAAUUGUACUUUGCACCCUGAUAUCUGCUCCUCCCUCUCAUCUCCUUGUAUUUAUUUGACUACCUGCGCACGGAAGUAUUUGCCGUGAUUUACAGCAGUCCCACUGAAUGUAUGUUCUCUCUUCCACUGGAACAAAUGUAAUGGCCAGCACUACUCAAGUGCUUGUUUUAGAAUUUUGUAAUGUAAUUGUCAUAGAUAUCGAUUGACAUUGGGAUUCAUUAGUCUAAUUGUUAGUUAGCAUUCAAAUUAUUUCUAAGUGGUCUAUAUUUUACUUAAAUGCUGUGUUUCCUUGAUUUAAUUUAAACAUCUCGGAUAUAGAGACAUUUAUAAUUCCAAAAUAAUUCUGCUUAUACAUCUAAGUACCAUGUAAAUUGAAUUCACAAAUACAUUUAGACUCCCAUUGUAUGCAACCUCUGCACGUAUAGCUACCUAAAAUAUUGGAUUUCUCCUCCCCAACCAUAGUGAAAUUUUAAUUACAUGUAAAACAUUUAAACUAAUAAUAUGACCAUGAGACAGAACAAAGUGUUCCCGUUUUGUAAUCACUUGACACCAUUGUGUUGUUUGAAAAUUCCUAGCACUCACGGAUUAUUGCACUUGCGGAUUAUUGUAGGAUCUAGCGAGAAUCUGUCAUAGUUUGUAUAAUAUAUGCAUUGUGGAUUGCCCAUUCAGUUCAUUGUAGCGUCAGUGACGCGAGUAAUAUGAAUAGGUGGCCAGAGGAAAGAGUGAUCGGGUCCUGUCAAACUAAAUUUAUAUAAUCAUUGGAAAUGUAUUUGCGGUUUCAUGUUUUAUCUAUACACACACACACUUAUAAUGUGGGCAUGUAUCACAGAAUGAAUUCAGCAUUUAAUGAUGGCAGUGUAUAUUGCCGUUUAGUGUUAGUUUGCCUCGGUGGGAUUCCUGCGGGAAAAAAAGUUGAAACUUAUAAUUUUGUCAAAACAUUACACAUCAGUGCCUGCAGCUCAUGCUUGUUAAACUGAGACUCUCCCAGAUUUUGUUGUUGUUGUGAAUCUAACAUUUUCAUCUGCAUAUUUUUGACAUUUUUUUGCUUUGAUGUGCUUUUAUUCAUGUGCAUCAGUUUCUUUUUUGUGUUCAAGCCAUCUUUGCACCAUUACGUUCAGUUGAUUAGCUUUUGCCAUCUGCCAUUGUUAUCGAGCUGAUUGCUGUUUUGGGCUUGGGGAAAUGGCACGGAUUUAUCAUCUUUGCUCAAAGGUAUGCUUCUUCAAUACACCUGUUUCGUGGUUUGUGUUCGCUCCCCCCCCAAUUUUCACCUUGUCACAACAUUUUUGUGUGGAGUCUCCAUGCAGUGAUUACGAGCCACUGGGGAGGCGAUUGCGCUUAGUUAAAUAUCUUUGCUAGACAUAAAACAAUUGUUCGUGGUGUGCGUGUGUUUAUACAAAAUACCAGACUGGAAUUAUAAUUCACGUUUGUCUUUGGGGGUGUUUGGACAGUCGUUCACAUGAGCCACUGUUUAGGUAAUAUUUGUUGAACUCGGUACCAUGCCAUUGCCGGUAAAAUAUUUUCAUUUACUGUUUCGUUAUUGGCUCAUGCAUUAACUUUUUUCGUAGCUUUUAUUUCAGAAUGCCCACUUUAAUUAUUAAUUUUAAUGUGCACGAGAUUAAAUGGCGCUAGUAACACAGAAAAUGGGCUGCAAGGCAUCGCGAUUAAUGUCACGCGAUUCCUUCCGCUGAGCAUGCACUAGAGAGCAGAGCUUUUCGCGAGCGAUCCAUCACGGUAGGAGCCAUCGGGACGCCUGGGUAUUAAAUAUCGCAUACAACCCGACAUUCUGCCUGAUCAGCCAUUCCAAGAUACAGUCCCAACAUGCGCUGCUUGGCGGCACGCGUUAACUAUCGGUCCCUGAUCGUCAUCUGCGCUCUCUUCUCCUUGGUGACCAUCCUGCUGUGGAACAAAUGUGGCACAGAGAGCACGCACGUCUUGGAGGGUCUAGGCACGGGCAAGGAGCCCGACAGACACCACCGCUCUGUGCUGGGAGAUGCGGUGGCCCACGCCGACCCCAAUGACAUCCCUCAGGGUAUAAUGCAGCCGGCUGUCGUUGCGGAUGGCGGACCCGGCCAAGGGAAUGGUGACAUGCGCCACCAGCCCCCGGCUGUGCCCGUGGUGUCGCUCGUCCCAUUGCUCAAACCCGCGAACGCAGGCAAGCCCCUCGGCAUCAAGUACGAAGAGAUCGAUUGUGUUGUCAAUGAUGAUUACACUGUCAAGGGCCGUCGAGAAGGCAGCGAUGUCUAUCUGCCCUUCAGCUGGGUGGAGAAGUAUUUUGAGGUGUACGGGAAGAUCGUCCCAUACGAUGGCUUUGAGAGGUUUGAGUUCUCACACUCUUACUCGAAGGUGUACAACCAGCAGGACCUGUACAAGCCAGAUGGCGUCUUCAUGUCCUUUGAGGGCUACAAUGUGGAAGUUCGAGACCGUGUCAAGUGCAUCAGUGGAGUGGAAGGUGUGCCAAUAUCAACACAGUGGGGUCCACAGGGCUACUUCUACCCAAUCCAGAUAGCCCAGUAUGGCCUGAGCCACUUCAGCAAAAACCUGACCGAGAAAGCUCCUCGCGUGGAGGUCUACGAGACCGGAGAGGAGGGUGGACCCUCGCACUGGGACGUCCCUGGUGGCUGCUCACUUAUCAGCGUAAUGGACCGGGAGCGAGCAAACGACGUCAAGCAGUUUGCCACAGCAGAGUCGUCAAAAGGGGUUUCCCGUGCACUCGAGAACACCAAGGACUUCAUGCUGUCUUUGAACGUCAAGUUUCAGUCAAACGGCAGCAUUUCCGUUGAGCUGGAGACCACUGAGAAGCGGUACACGAUACACUAUGUCACGAACAAGCAGCUCCUGCACGUAAAAGAGCGAGACAUUUACUACGGCAUCGGAGAGCGGACCGUGUGGAGCACCCUCACCCGCGACCUCCUCACAGACCUCAAGAAAGGGGUGGGCCUCUCCAACACCAAAGCCGUGAAGCCCACCAAGAUACUGAUCCGCAAAGUCAGCAGAGUGACGCUGCGUGGGAAAGGGGCGGUCGACAAUGUGACCCUGGCCACCACCGCGCACAUGGCGGCCUUCUUCGCGGCCAGCGAGUGGCUCAUCCGCAACCAGGACGGCAAGGGAGGCUGGCCCAUCGGCGUCACGCGCCGGCUCGGGGAGGGCUUUCGGCCACUGGAACCCGGCUGGUACUCCGCGAUGGCACAGGGUCAGGCGAUGUCCAUACUUGUCCGGGCCUACCGCCUCACGAGGGACGAGCGAUACCUGCGUGCUGCUCUCAGAGCAACGGGUCCCUUCACGAUUGCAUCGCAGGACGGCGGGGUGAAGGCAGUCUUCAUGAACCGCUACGACUGGUACGAGGAGUACCCCACUUCGCCGAGCUCUUUCGUCCUCAACGGCUUCAUCUACUCCCUCAUCGGCCUGUACGACCUCACCCAAACGGCCGGCGAGGCGGAGGGCGGGGAUGCGCGACGGCUCUUCCAGCGCGGCAUGGAGUCGCUGCGCGCCCUGCUGCCCCUCUACGACUCCGGCGCGGGCACCAUCUACGACCUGCGGCACUUCGUGCUGGGCAUCGCGCCCAACCUGGCCCGCUGGGACUACCACACGACGCACAUUAACCAGUUGCAGUUGCUGGCCUCCAUCGACCCUGCGCCGAUCUUCAAGGAGACCGUCCGCCGAUGGCUGGGCUACAUGAAAGGACAAAAAGCUAAACACAACUGAGGCUGGUGUUGUUCCAUGUGGAGCUUCUUGGAAGAUCUUGAAUAUACAUUAUUAUGUAGAGGUUAUGUUUUUAAUUUUGAUAGACAUUUGCAUAACUUAUGUCAUAAACGGUCUAAAACCAAUUCAAGAUGGUACCAAAGAAAGCAUGAGAUAGAGUAAAGGUGAUAUGCAUUCAAUGAUUGCUAUAAUGAUAGUUUGGCCAGAUGUUAUAUUUCACCUCCCACAUCCAAAAUAUCCAAAAGUUCUGCCAUGCUGUUUUGUGUAAAUAUCCUUAACUGUUGUAACCACAUUUAUAAUUUCCACAACUCUUUAAGCAAGCAGGAAUAGGCUGAGCAUUUGGCACUUUCAGAAUUUUACAUUGUGGGAAUACUUGAAAAUGUUUUUUUCUGUUAAAGCGAUAAACAUUGAUUUUUACAUUCCAUUUAUUACUAACUAUAUUUAUACGAUAAUACAGCAUGGUCACGGUUUGGCUACUUUGGACUUAUAAGCACAAGUAUAGUUUUUAGUUUUUAUCUGUUGGAACGGCAAAGGCAUGUAAUGGCAAAAUAAGCCAUGGGCUGUUCUUUGUGUGUUAAUGCACAUUUGUGCUUGUCGGGGAUUUUUUUGGGGUUGAACAUCCAGUCAGGUUUGCUUUAAGGUGUGAAUUUAAAUUGCUGCUUCCAAUGUUAUAUUUUUCAAAGGCUUUUUGUUAAAAGAUUAUAUUUGAUACUGUAGGUUUUUUUGUACAUCCAAGGUGCCGAGACCAUUUUUCCCACCGAUAGGAGCUGGUCACACUCUUUCUCUCUCUCCCACCAAGGAUCUGCGGAUUAAGACUGUGGAGGAGAAUCGCACGACAAAGGCACUCGUCGCCUUGCAUUCAGUAGGGGAUGCCACUGUUUUAUUUGCUGUGGUACGGUGGUAAAUUUUUGAUGAGGAAAUAUUGCGCAACUCUGUUUUUAAUUCUGCAUUUAACAAACGACGACUUGUAAACCAUAAACUACUUUUUAUUUUACUAGGUAAGACCCACUGAGCUAUAUAGCUCUUUUUCAGAAGCGACCUGGCCACAAAUAAUAGCUCAGUGAAGUGGCUUAUCACGUGGACAUUUAGAGCAGCCAAAUACUC
Petromyzon marinus (sea lamprey) is the source of this 5600-nucleotide messenger RNA. It is a transcript of the gene GLCE, whose product is annotated as glucuronic acid epimerase. NCBI's taxonomy places the organism in Eukaryota, Metazoa, Chordata, Hyperoartia, Petromyzontiformes, Petromyzontidae. Gene Ontology annotation, biological process: heparan sulfate proteoglycan biosynthetic process. The record is from RefSeq and is a predicted model, not a curated record. Gene Ontology annotation, molecular function: heparosan-N-sulfate-glucuronate 5-epimerase activity. Gene Ontology annotation, cellular component: Golgi apparatus.